This is a messenger RNA of Symbiodinium sp. CCMP2456, 606 nucleotides long. NCBI's taxonomy places the organism in Eukaryota, Dinophyceae, Suessiales, Symbiodiniaceae. The record is from the annotation of a GenBank genome assembly.
AUGGCUUUCUUGCGAUGGGGAGGGCUUCUGUCUUUGUUCUUCCAGGCGGCUGCAUGGCCGGAGUCCCUGACCUGCGACUUCUCCUGCAUGGGCGGCUACACACCUGGAAGCGCCUUCGGGCCGAUGGGUAUCGCAAACAUAGGGGCUACGUCGGGCGACACCUGCAAGAUUGCCACAGAUGUGCCGAGCGGAGGCUACACCGCUGGAGAGUCGUACAUGGUGACAGUCACCUCGACCACUGCACUGGGACAGAAGCUAGUGUCCAAUGGUGGAACUUUCAGCAACGGCAUGGUCUCCAACGCUGCGGCGAAGACCACGAGCACGCAACAUGCGUGGACGGCACCAACCUCUGGUGAUGUCACAUUCCGUGCUCUAUGCGGUGCCGGUGGCAGCGUCGAUGAGAUGUGGUACGCUGAAGAGAUGAUGGUCUCUGCCAUGGUCUUGAACACGACGACGACAACAACGGAUCCAAAUGCCACUACUACGACAACCGAAGCUACGACGACCACGACUACGACGACCACGGAGGCGGCCACUACGUCGACAGCUGCGAUUCUUUGCGGAGCACCGGCUCUGAUCUUAGCAGCAAUCUUUCAGCUGUGGUGA